Messenger RNA from Chaetomium globosum CBS 148.51, 2730 nucleotides. RefSeq lists its product as uncharacterized. Gene Ontology annotation, molecular function: helicase activity. Bases 1 to 2730 code for a protein of 909 amino acids. Lineage: Eukaryota; Fungi; Ascomycota; Sordariomycetes; Sordariales; Chaetomiaceae. The transcript has a single exon. The record is from RefSeq and is a predicted model, not a curated record.
AUGCAGUCUCCUCCUGCUCUGAAGCCGCUUUUGGCUUUCCCGACCAUUGAAGAAUUCGCUGCGCGUCAUAAAGGCGGCACCGAAGCCGAGUUUGCGGCUGUCCAGAAGUUCAUCGACGAGACGAAUAAAGAAGACAACAAGUUUCGGGCUUGGAUUAUCUCGACAGUUCGCCAAACCACCAAGCGGACCGAAUACCUCAUUGCCGUCCAGCCAGGCAAAAUCGGGGAGCAGAAGAUGCCUCAACUGGGGGAGCCCGCUAAGAUGAGAAUCAUCUUCGGUGACGAUGCGUCUACUAGAUUUUGGGAUUGUUUCCGCAUCGAGACCCUCUUGCCUCCAGAGGUUGCCAUCACCGCGUCCGCCAGGGGACUCGCUACCUUCAGAGUGACCGCCCAUGUUGCCGACUCUUACGAAGGCAUCGUGCCUCUCAUCCAACACCAGACCAAGUUGUUCCAGGUCCCGGCAUUGAUCGACUCUUCGGACUGCCCCCAAGCCGCCAACGGCCGCAUCACCAAAGCAUCUAGCAACAGCGAUACCGACAGUGGAAUCGGUGAUUGCGCCAGCGAUCGUUCAACCGCCGAGCGAGCAAACGGCCACAUCGUCCUUACCACUGAGAACGCCGUCCGGGCCAACUUUCUCUUGACCGCUUCCGAAGCAACCAAAAAUGCCGAGCUCAAUGCCCUGGAUAAGCUGUGCGGCAGACAUGUCAAGGUCAGCGAGCGCCAGCUAUGGGCAUUCCAAUACUUCGUCACCCUCCGGAACCCGGACUUCUUUGUCGAUUUGCAUGAGGAAAUCCCUCAUUUGACCACCGCCAUGAAGCAGCCCUCGUGGCCUGGGUCCCCUCUGGCCAAGAAGUUCGACAGGCUCAACCCACAGCAAAAGGCCGCCUACAUGCACGGCUUCCGCAAACUGGACUGCGGUAUCGGAAUUUUGCCUGGCGGUCCCGGUGCUGGCAAAACCCAUUUCAAUCUUUUUACAAUAGCCAUGGCCCAGUCACAGCAGUUGCCGCGUCCCGUCUUGAUUAAGGGCCGGCUGGAAAGGCGGUGCCCAAGAGUUCUGUUCAUCGUGGACAUGAACUCCCCUAUUGACGAUGUGGCGAACAGAAUGGUGGCGCUGUAUAAGGAGUUGGGCAUGAAAAAGAAGAUCAUCCGCAUGAAGGGGUGGGGCACCGAAGUCAAUGCCAGUGACCGUCUCAACGCCGCCGAGGAUGCGGCUUCGAAUGGUGUGAUGCCCGCCGUGGACUUCACCAACCAGUUCCUCAACGCCCGCAAUCCCAUGAAACAGAGACAGGUUGGGACCUGCCACGCCCCCAGCCUCGACGAAGCGGCCUGGCAACUCUACGACGAGCACAAGCUCACCCGCUACAGUGACCUCACUGAGUACCUGUCUGGUGACCUGUGGGAGGAAAGCCAGGUGGUCCCUAUGCGUUUACGCCGCCUGGUGUACAACUUGUACCGGGACACACUCGCCGAAACUGACUUCAUUGCGACAACACCGGUGGCAGCCAGUAACCACUUCAAUGGCAUGUUCAGGCCAGAGUUGGUUUACUUCGACGAAGCCCCUCACGCAAGAGAGCUGGCAAACCUGGUCGCCAUUGCGAACUUCGAGCCCAUUGCCUGGAUCUUUUGUGGCGACCACCGCCAAACCGUGCCCUACGUCGGUUCGGCGACUCCGGAGUGCGUCAAUAUCUACCGGGAACAGAUGCAAGUCUCUAUGAUGAAGCGCGCCUCUGUCGCCAACGUCAUCCGGUACGAACUCCUAAUGAACCAUCGUUCCUUCGGUGGCCUUCAUCAACUGGCCUCGACAAUGUGGUACGACGGUCGGAUGGUCAGUGGCAAUACCCACACGCCGGCGGCGCUGACGCACAUGAGAUCAUAUCUGGGCAGCUUCAAGAACGGCCAGGUCUGUAUUGUCCCACGUCUCGUCGUCCACCUGAAGAACUGCGGGCAGGAGAGCCACGAGGGCACCUCGGCGUGGAAUCCCACCCAUACCGCCUGGGUCAUGAAGCGUGUUGUCGAACUUCUCAACGACAAGCAAUUUAAGCACGCCGAGCGCGACGAGCCUGGAGUCAUCUUAAUCAUGUCGCCAUACAAGAAGGCCUUCAACGAAUACAAAAAGGAGAUCAAGAAGCUGCCCCUGUCGGCCCAGAAGCGGGUCGAAACCCGGACGGUUGACGUCGCACAAGGUCACGAAGCCGACUUUGUCUUCCUCGACCUGGCAAAAAGCAACUCCACCCGGUUCCUAGACAACCCCAACCGGCUCUGCGUUGCCCUCACCCGCGCUAGACUCGGCGAGAUCAUCAUGAUGCACCCUGCCAUGGUGCGGUCCAAGGCGUUCCGUGCAAACUCACCCAACCUGUGCCGGAUCUACAGUCUGUGCACCCAAGGCGCCCAAGUCGCCCACGUCGACCCGACCGCCACCGGCAAAUCAUCCAACGGCAGUCUGCCCCUGCCCAAGCCAGUCCAGCCCGUGGCCGCCCACAAGGCGGCAUCCACGGUUAGCGAGGCGGUGCCCACGGUGAGCACAGUGGACUCUGUUUACGGUGAUGUUAGCGUGCUGGAGGAUGUUGAUGGUUGGUGGGACAGGGUAAUGGGUGGUGGUAAGAGCGCGAGUGUUCAGGAGGAUGUGAAGGAUAACCUGGCCAGGAAGCCUGAGAAAGAGGUGCCGAAGCACGAAGAAGGGGAGCAGGAGACUGUGAAUUUGGUGAAUGCCAUGUUUGAACUGAAGUUCUGA